AACCUCGAGGCGCUACAUUGAACUUGCCAGUCAAUGCCAUUGCAGCAAGUCUGAAUACGCCUCUGACUCUUUCCAACUUUGUUUUGAACUACUACAAUGGCAGCUUUACGUCGUCUCAACAAGGAGUUAAGCGAUCUGAGAAGCAGGCCCAUCGAGGGCCUCACAGUGACCCCGGAUGAGGAGAACAUGCUUCAUUGGAAAUGCUCGAUCAAGGCAGCUGUAAGUGGUUUCAACAGGCCUGAUAGCCCGUACAAAGGCGGCAUCUUCCACUUUAACCUUGAUCUGCCAACAGAGUUCCCCUUCAAGGCACCUUCAGUCGCGUUCACCACGAAGAUAUAUCAUCCCGGAAUAGACGAGGAAGGCCACAUUUGUGUACCUAUCCUGCGUGAUCAGUGGAAACCCACCGUAACACUAUCGUCAGUGCUUGCAAUCAUUCAGGAGAAGCUCAACAAUCCUAGUCCUGAUGAUCCCUUUGAGCCCGACAUUGCUGUGCAACUGAAGAAUGACCAUAACAAGUUCUUAGCGACUGCGAAAGAGUGGACAAAGAAGUACGCUUCAACGCCUUGAGGCAAAUUUCUCAGCACUUGCAGCUUUUCCGAGUUGUAUAAGAAUUAAAUGAACAAAGGGAAGGCUCGAUUCGUCACGACCCGCAUGUAUAAUUGUAAUACCAUCAUGAAUUUCCAUUGGAGGAUGUCAAAGAUUUGUUUGCUUCUGAACCACGUAAAUUAACUCUUAUCCGGCUC
Messenger RNA from Somion occarium, 743 nucleotides. The record is from the annotation of a GenBank genome assembly. Lineage: Eukaryota; Fungi; Basidiomycota; Agaricomycetes; Polyporales; Cerrenaceae.